Cotesia glomerata is the source of this 1015-nucleotide messenger RNA. RefSeq names its product protein Dr1 (gene NC2beta). Gene Ontology annotation, cellular component: negative cofactor 2 complex. The transcript is spliced from 2 exons. NCBI's taxonomy places the organism in Eukaryota, Metazoa, Arthropoda, Insecta, Hymenoptera, Braconidae. Gene Ontology annotation, biological process: positive regulation of transcription by RNA polymerase II; chromatin remodeling; RNA polymerase II preinitiation complex assembly. Gene Ontology annotation, molecular function: protein heterodimerization activity; general transcription initiation factor activity; TBP-class protein binding. The record is from RefSeq and is a predicted model, not a curated record. The coding region runs from base 269 to 775 and encodes 168 amino acids.
UAUUUUGAUUCUGAGAAAAAAAAAACAAAAUACAAUUGAUUAAUAUUUAAUAUAAUUUUGUAUGAUAUGUUUAUGAAGUGUUUUGAUUAAGAAAAUCUUUUUGUUUUGAAAUUCACCCAUUUUAUUUUAAUACUUAAAUCAAAACAAUUUAACCUAAAUAUAAUCAUUAACAAUUGUUUGUGCUAGAAAAAUUUUAAUCUAACGAUAAAUAAUCGUUAGUCUCAGACAUCGUAUGUGCAAGUUUAAUUGAAAAAAUAAAGAGUAAGCAAUGGCCUCAGCUGGAAUCCCUCCGGCAGAAGAUGACGAAUUGACGCUUCCACGAGCAUCCAUAAACAAAAUGAUUAAAGAAAUUUUACCCCAUGUAAGAGUAGCAAAUGAAUCACGUGAAUUAAUUCUCAACUGUUGCACGGAAUUUAUUCAUUUAUUAUCAUCGGAAGCAAAUGAAAUUUGCAAUCAGCAACAAAAAAAGACAAUAAACGCCGAGCAUGUACUUCAAGCACUUGAAAAGCUUGGAUUUGGCGAUUAUGUUGGUGAAGCUGAAUCUGUAUUAAGAGACUGUAAAGCAGUAGCAGCUAAAAGAAGACGUCAAAGUACUAGAUUAGAGAAUUUAGGUAUACCCGAGGAAGAAUUAUUGCGUCAGCAGCAAGAACUAUUCGCGAAAGCACGGGAAGAACAAGCUAUUGCCGAACAACAACAAUGGCAACAGUUACAAGCUGGAGUUGCUCAAAUGGCCUCAAUGCAACAAGAUGAUAGUGAGCAGGAAGAUUAUUCUUAGAUUUCAACAAGUAUAAGUAUAGUUUUAUUUUGUUUUUUCUAAUGUUAUGAAAAAAAAAGUCUUAAGUACAUAGUUGUAAUAGAAGGUAUAUCACAAACAAACAAACGAUAGGAUAUUUGUCAAUAUCAAAAUAUGUAUUAUUAUUUUUAUUAUAAAUAUGUGCCUAUCGUAAAUAUCUUAUACUGAUAAGCAAUAUAAAUAAAUUAUCAUCUUAAGGAAGUAACCUUCCGUAUUCUACAA